AUGGGUUUAUUCAGUCGUUCUUCCUCUCAGGAUCAAAAUACCACCGCUCCUAGUACGAGAUCAGGCCUCUCUAACGCUUCUCCAGCUGAAACAUUAAAAACUCAAAUAGCACAAGAAUUAGCAGUGGCAAAUGCCACUGAAUUGGUCAGUAAGUUGACGGAGAAUUGCUUUGAAAAAUGUUUGACUGCUCCUUAUUCGACAAACAAUGAAGCUUGCGUGGAUCAAUGUUUAACGAAAUAUAUGAAGAGUUGGAAUGCUGUUUCUAAGGCAUACGUUGCAAGAAUACAAGAAGCUUCCACAUCUGGCGAAAUUUGA
Molecule: messenger RNA, 315 nt
Organism: Naumovozyma castellii
Lineage: Eukaryota; Fungi; Ascomycota; Saccharomycetes; Saccharomycetales; Saccharomycetaceae
Gene: TIM13
Product: protein translocase subunit TIM13
Exons: 1
Coding region: 1-315 (104 amino acids)
Source: RefSeq, a predicted model, not a curated record